AAUGGUUCAGUUCCGCUUAAAUCCUGGCUAUUUUAUUUCCGACCCCCAAGAUGAUGGGAUCCAUGGCUCAAUGAAACUCUAUGCGACACCUUGAAUGGAAAUGAGGGCAUACUCAAUUGCAGAUGUGACGGAGCUCUUUCUUUCUUUACCUUCUUUUCCCUGGUGGCGUCUACUACGCGACCACCGUCUCAUGGUUGAUGACCAAGUUUCAGCGUGUAUUCAUGGCGCAGUAGUUAUGCUGGGUGUGCUGUGUUUACAUUUCACUGACGCUUUCUCGCGGUCAUUGCAUACUGCGUGGUGGCAUAGUUUUAUUCUGCAAACCAUUCCGGAAACUGGCCGUCGCUGGUCCCUCGUUUAUUGGUACCUAACAGUCUUUAAGUAGUGCGACUGUUUUGUUUAUACGCUAGCAAAGGUCAGUAACUAGACGAUGCAGCAUGGUAUCAAUGGCAAUCGGCAAGAGACUAAUGUCGAA
Molecule: messenger RNA, 472 nt
Organism: Aspergillus pseudotamarii
Lineage: Eukaryota; Fungi; Ascomycota; Eurotiomycetes; Eurotiales; Aspergillaceae
Exons: 2
Coding region: 95-382 (95 amino acids)
Source: RefSeq, a predicted model, not a curated record